This is a messenger RNA of Drechmeria coniospora, 1098 nucleotides long. Its product is annotated as C2H2 finger domain-containing protein. The coding region runs from base 1 to 1098 and encodes 365 amino acids. NCBI's taxonomy places the organism in Eukaryota, Fungi, Ascomycota, Sordariomycetes, Hypocreales, Ophiocordycipitaceae. The record is from RefSeq and is a predicted model, not a curated record. The transcript has a single exon.
AUGGCGCAACCGGCCAAGUCUGGCAUGGUUUUGCCCGACAUUCGAAAUUACUUCAGCUCUCGUCAGCUGCCCCAAGAGCAAAAAUCGUGGAAGGACCGACGGGCCAUCCCUGGAAGUCUCGAGGAAGAUGAACUCUUCGCCAACAUGCCAGAAUCUCGCUUCGGGAACGACGCGAGACGCAGAACAGCGCUACCCCCCCAAGCGUCGGGCUCGCGGAUCGAAGUCGUUUUGCCGGCAUCCCCAAGCCGCAAAUCGUCGCUGGACAAGGGCAAGUCGGACAGCCGAGAGGGACUUCUCGCAUACCUGUCGCAGACGGUUCGCAAGGAGACUCCCGUACCCCUUCCCAAAUUCCCCCGCAGCUGGUCUGAUCGGAUGGCGGCGGCGUCCGCCUCGUCCUCGAUCCCGACCCCGACCUCGAAGACCUCGACGCCCGUCACGGCGGCGCCAAACAACUCUUCCCGGGGCAGACCAAAGGGCUGGAAACCAGGCAUGUCCUACGCCGUCAUGAGAGGCAAGCGCCCCCCGCCUCCGCAUGGCAGGGCACGCCAGACCAGGGCCAAGGCACCGCCCCAGGGCUUCGCGAAGCGUCGUGGACGGACCCACAGACCUCCCUCGCCGGCACCGGAACUGAUAUACCAGCGCCUGGAGCCGAGCUUUGUCGACUUUCUCUGCGAGUGGGCCGGGUGCAAGGCCGAGCUGCACAACCUGGACACGCUGCGGCGGCACGUCUACGCCGUCCAUGGCCGUGGCGAGACUUGCCGCUGGGGCAAGUGCGCCGCUUCGGAACCGAGCAGGGAGCUUCCCAGCAGCCUGCUGUUCCGGCAUCACAUGGAGGAGGCACACCUGAUACCCUUUGCCUGGCACACGGGCGACGGGCCAAGGAAUCGGGGCGGCGACGUUUUUCGGGCCGUCGCCACCGCCGUGCCCGACUAUCUCAAGGACGCAGCCGGAAAUCAAGUCACGCCGUCGAUACGAGACCAAGAGCUGGAAGAUUACGCAACCUGGAGGGACAACCGGAGGAAGCUCAAGAAUCUCUUGAUACAGAGGGACAAGAACCUGCCCGACGAUACCUCGGACGAGACGGAAGACGAAACAUGA